UACGAGAUGGUGCUUGCUUUUGAACCCCCAUUAAAAAGGGGCUCAGCCGCUGAAGAUUCAUCCAUGCCUCUGCGACAGUGACACAACUCAUCGGUUGACAAUGUCCGGCGCGAACUUUGCCUGCAUAGAAUGACUGCCCAUGACCGCAUCCAGUGGCUGGAUGGCCUCCGCGGCAUCGCCGCGGCGAUUGUGGCCAUUGACCACUACUUUAUGAGUGAUAUCUGGCACCCUUUCGUCUCCUUCUGGGCUGAACCCCCCGAGGCCAAUCGGCACUUGGUGCAGCUUCCUCCCAUCCGCAUUCUUUUCUCCGCCCAUUCGAUGGUGACUCUGUUCAUGGUGAUCUCCGGUUUUGCCAUCUCCGUCAGUCUGCUCAAAGCCCGCCACAGCCCGCAGUUUCUGCCGCGAGUGACCUCCGCCAUCGUGCGGCGCCUCUUUCGCAUUUAUCUGCCAGUGGUUGUCCUGGCCACCCUGAGCCAGGUCUUAUUCUUCUUCGAUUUGUACCACUGGACUUUCGACGAGGGGUUCCUCGAUGGACUUCAACCCUGGACCAACCCGUGGGCCCACAUCAAGUGGUUGUGUGGCUACAUGGCCGAUAGCAUCAAUGUCAUCGCCUUUGAGUAUCGCGGCGGUCUGAACGGCCAGCUAUGGACUAUGCCUCUAGAAUUCCGCGGAUCCAACGUGGUGUAUCUACUGACUGUCGGAUUGUCGGCAUGGCGUCCCAAGCUCCGACUCUGGGCUCUGCCCCUCCUGGCGGGGUUCUUCCUAUGGGCUGGCAACUGGGACAUUUUCGGAUUCAUCUGGGGCCUGUGGCUGGCGGAGCGGGCGAUCAACACUACCUCUGUGGCGAGCGCGAUGGCAGAUGACGACCUCGACGACGAGGAGAAACUGUCCCGGCCGUCCUGUUCUACCGCGCAAUGCAGGCUCCGGUCCUCGCUACGAAAGCUCUUCACUCUUUCCCGGAUGAUCACCUCCCUCGCCUUCGUGGUCGGAUACUAUCUCCUCUGCCUCGGCAGCGACGGCCAGCUGCCCCCGGGCUACCAGUUCCUCGCUACCCUCCAGCCUGCCAAGUGGAAGGACCGGUGGGAGAUCUACCAUUGGUGCUGGAAGUCCGUGGGCGCCGCGUGUUUGGUCUAUGCGAUCGCCCAGUCCCCGUGGCUGCAAAGGCCCCUCAACACCCAGCCCGUGCAGUAUCUUGGCAAGAUCUCGUUCUCGCUGUACCUGCUCCACGAGACCAUUUACCAGCUGUGGCGCAAUCCCCUGCGAGAUUUUGUGUAUCUGCUGGCGAGCGGAAACCCGUACCUGACUAGUGCGGAGGCCCUGCGGGAUGAUCUGUUCGCGUUCCAUGUGGCCUGGUGGGGGUCUGGGAUUUUGUUGGGUACGGUGGUAGUUUUUGCGUCGCAUUACUACACUCUGUAUGUGGACAAUAAGUGUGUGGCGCUGGCGAAGAGGUUGGAGCAAUUGUUUACUUCAUGAUUCUGUACAGUACCUCGAGUCCCCACGUACCUGUCGCACCUUCCCACCAAACUCCUAUGUCAAGGAUAUACUAUUUCCAGCAGUAUCACUACAUUAGCAAGACCGCUUGUUCUCUGGUGACGGUAUGUUUGGAAUUCACUCAAGGGGCUACUCUUUGAUUUACUAGAUUUUGUCUGGAAGACAAAGGAAAGCAUCUCAACUCCGGCAUAUUGACUCUAGUAAGUUCAAUACUGCAGAAAACAUGAAAAGCCUAAGCCAUGAGAUAUCUGAAAGAGCAUUUGACGGGGCCUCGUACUUAGUUAGAAGCUUUGGAGAAGUGCUGCUGCCUUAUUUACUGCGAAAGGUGCCGUCAAGAGUCGGGG
This is a messenger RNA of Aspergillus brunneoviolaceus CBS 621.78, 1835 nucleotides long. Its product is annotated as acyltransferase family protein. The coding region runs from base 130 to 1473 and encodes 447 amino acids. Gene Ontology annotation, cellular component: membrane. NCBI's taxonomy places the organism in Eukaryota, Fungi, Ascomycota, Eurotiomycetes, Eurotiales, Aspergillaceae. The record is from RefSeq and is a predicted model, not a curated record. The transcript has a single exon. Gene Ontology annotation, molecular function: acyltransferase activity, transferring groups other than amino-acyl groups. Gene Ontology annotation, biological process: polysaccharide biosynthetic process.